CGCGCGCGUUGCCGGUGAAUGCGCGCCUUUCCCUUUCGUUCCGGUGGGAGAAUGACUCAAGAUUUUACAGACAAUGGGCUAUAUGUACCCUGAUGAGGUUUUGUGCAUGGAGACAUGCUGCUUGCUAUGGCAUCUGAGACUGAAAAGGCACAUGCCCUUCUCCAGUUGUUCAGCACAGCGUCUGUUAUUUCAAGUCUAGGACUGGGGAUUUUCUGCUUCAUAGCAGAUAGACUUCUGCAAUUUUCUUUCAUUCAGCAAACUUACUGGCUGCGGGCACUGUCUGAUAACAUGGUGCAUGGUGCUAUAGGGUUGUGGUCUUGGGCAAUAGUAAUUGGACUCAAGAAAAAAAGUGAUUUUACAGAAGUAAUUUUAGCUGGUUUCCUCUCAUCUGUGAUUGACGUGGAUCACUUUAUUCUAGCUGGCUCCCUUUCACUAAAGGCUGCCCUGACUCUUCCACAAAGACCAUUUCUUCACUGUUCUACUGUGAUUCCAGUUGUGUGCCUGAUGUUAAAAUUUGUUAUGCAUCUUCUCAAGCUGAAGGAUUCCUGGUGCUUUCUUCCCUGGAUGAUGUUUAUCUCCUGGACUUCACAUCAUAUUCGAGAUGGAAUACGUCAUGGCCUGUGGAUCUGCCCAUUUGGAAAGACAGUUCCCCUGCCUUAUUGGCUUUAUGUGGCAAUCACAGCAACUUUACCUCAUCUCUGUUCUUUUAUUAUGUAUUUAACUGGAACAAGAGAACUGAUGUUGAUAAAACAUGGAAUUCGUAUUGAUGUGUAAGGAUAUUGUAGAUGACUGUAUUCUUGAAAACAGUUUUCUCUGGAUUACUGAAUUAGGUCUAAGUUGAUAUUACAUAGCCUUAUUGAAACAGUGUUGAUUUCCUGAAGUCACUGCUGCACAAGGUAUUGUGACUGUGGGCAAUUUAUUUAUUAGUAGCUCCUUUUUAAGAUUUUGUUGCUGUUAUUAUCUAAUUUUUGUUAAGUAUGUGUAAAUAGCUGCUAGUCCCAGUCAUAUUGUUCCUCUUGCCUGUACCUGGUGGCUAAACUCCCUUCUAAUUCAUGAAUUCUAGUUCAGGAAGCAAACAAAAUACACUUCUCGUGAUUCAGCAUCUGUUUAACAUUGGGACUAAAGACCUUAUAGAGGCAGUUACUGUAGACUCCUAGGCAGUAGACACCCUCUGCUCCCAUAUAAAGAUACCUUGAAAGGUGGAUAAAAUGAUGUCUGUCCCAGCAUUACUUAGAAGUUCUUCUCUAUCUUCUGCUUUAGGUAUUUUGCCAUAGAUAUCUUCAGCUAUAUCUGCAGCUUUUUGAAUAUAUGAACAACAUCGUUGAUAAAGUUAAUAUUAUUCAGCAUUGCAACAGUAGUGAUAUAGCACUUUAUUGAAAAGAGAAGGCAAGAAAUAGGGGGCUUUGGAGCUAAUGCCACCUUCCUAAAAGCUACAUUUUGGUAGGGUUGUGCAAAGUAU
Candoia aspera is the source of this 1459-nucleotide messenger RNA. It is a transcript of the gene TMEM267, whose product is annotated as transmembrane protein 267. Lineage: Eukaryota; Metazoa; Chordata; Lepidosauria; Squamata; Candoiidae. The record is from RefSeq and is a predicted model, not a curated record. Bases 115 to 774 code for a protein of 219 amino acids. The transcript has 3 exons.